CGGUGUUCUGUUGCCCUGCUCUCCACAUUUGGUUACAACACGCAUGUGUUAAAUCUAUCAGUGCUUAGGCCUAUUUAUUCUAUUUUCGACACAUGAGACUGGCGAUGUGCAGAGCGCAGGAUGUGGAGCUGUGUGGAUAUCUGGAUGGAUGAAUAGAUGAGCGGAAAGCUGACAGCACCGUGAAAACACCGUGAAGUGGACGUGGCGUGCAGCGGCGGGGCUUCUGCAACUUUGUCUGCUUGUACGGUUGAACAGGUGAAGCUGGGCAGUUGAACAAAGCUUGAAAAGGAUGGUCAUCGGAGUGAUGGGAUAAACUAAACGCGCGAUCUGUUUUUUGGAAUCACAUAACAGAAUCCUGCUAGUCAUUUAAAGUUUUUUAUUUAAACAUCAUGAGCAAAAUUUAAUCUCUGAGUAACACAGCCGUGUUUUUUAGCCUACAUGAGUCUAUGGGAAAAAUCUCAGCGGAGAUUUACUUUUAUGCAAGAAUCUUUUAUGUGAAACUUCUAGAGAUGAAGGAAAAAUGCAAGAACGCAGCGAAGACGCGGAGAGAAAAAGAGAACGGAGAGUUUUAUGAGCUGGCCAAACUGCUGCCUCUGCCGGCGGCCAUCACCUCCCAGCUUGACAAGGCCUCCAUCAUCCGACUAACCAGCAGUUACCUCAAGAUGAGGGCAGUCUUCCCUGACGGUCUGGGUGAUGGAUGGGGUCAGUCAACAAGGUUCAGUCCUCUGGACAGCAUGGCCAAAGAACUGGGUUCCCACCUUUUACAAACUCUGGAUGGCUUUGUAUUUGUUGUUGCCUCUGAUGGCAAAAUCAUGUACAUCUCUGAAACAGCAUCGGUCCACCUUGGCCUUUCCCAGGUGGAGCUAACAGGAAACAGUAUAUUUGAGUACAUCCAUCCAUCAGACCAUGAUGAGAUGACAGCAGUGCUGGGUCUUUGCCAGCCCCCACACCAUCACUUCUCUCCAGAGUAUGAAAUAGAGCGCUCCUUCUUCUUGAGGAUGAAGUGUGUUCUUGCUAAACGAAAUGCAGGACUUACAUGUGGGGGAUAUAAGGUCAUCCACUGCAGCGGCUACCUGAAAGUGCGUCAGUACAUGGUGGACAUGGUGCUGUAUGAAUCCAGUUAUCAGACUGUAGGCUUGGUAGCAGUUGGUCACUCCUUGCCCCCCAGUGGUAUCACCGAGAUCAAACUCCACAGCAACAUGUUCAUGUUCCGGGCCAGCCUGGACUUAAAACUCAUUUUCUUGGACACAAGGGUGGCAGAGCUGACAGGCUAUGAGCCUCAGGACCUGAUAGAGAAGACUCUCUACCACCACAUUCAUGCCUGUGACGUUUUCCAUCUACGCUAUGCUCACCAUUUAUUAUUGGUGAAGGGGCAGGUAACCACUAAGUACUAUCGUAUGUUAUCAAAACAUGGAGGCUGGGUGUGGGUGCAGAGCUACGCCACCAUUGUCCAUAACAGCCGCUCCUCCAGACCUCACUGUAUUGUCAGUGUGAACUACGUCCUCACUGACAUCGAGUGCAAGGAGAUGCAGUUGUCUGAAGACCAGAGUCGAGCUACUAAACCCGGUCUCAGUCCUUCUUCCUCUCAGGACCACCGCAAACAACUCAGAACCAAAGCAGUCAAGAUGAGGACCAAACUCAGAACAGCUCCCUAUCCUGAGGUGGGACCUCCACUUGGUAGACAAAAGCAGGCCGCUGGCCUUCUCCAACCAGGAUGCUUGAGCUGCUCCCCACAAAGGGGGCCGUGGAAGGAGAGAUCCCCAUACCCCCUGACCACAUGCAGGGAAAGGAGCUCCAGUCUGAGCCCCGAAGCAGGCCAGGUGACUUGCGGCCCCACUUACAACCUGACCCUCCAUUACCCCUACAAUCACCAACAUCUGGAUGCUCAGAGCCAGCUGCCUAGCUCAGAUCCGUCCUCUCAGCUGGCUCAGCAGAUCAUUGGCUCCCUGCACAGCAGGGGGUCUGUGGAGUGGAACAUCAGCAGGCCCCCAGCACCCAACAAAUACACAGGCCCUGUGCUGGCAGCUGACCGGAGGUACCCUGAUGAGAUCUACUAUGAUUCUUCCAGCAGCACAAACCCACCCUCUACCAACAAGCUGAAGGAAGAACCCUACGAACAUUACACACUUGUCCACAGGGAGGUGUCUGAGGUUUGUCCAUACCCUCGUCUUCAUGCCACCAAAGACAAUAAGCCUUUUGGCCAGGAUGUCCAACAUAAUACAAGAGGUACUGAGGGCCCUCGAAGUGACCGGGCCCUUGCCUGCCCUUUGGUCAGUGGCCUUGUACUGGGUAAAGGUGAUCAGGGUGGCUUGCUGCACAGUGCAGGCCAGCCUCUCCCUGUGCACAUGGCACUAGAGCAGAAGAGAAGGCUGUGUUUGAUGGAGGCUCCCUACAGCCACCCAGCUGCAGGAUAUCCACAACCGACUGAUGGUCGCCAGCAGCAUGGGGCAGCUGCAGAGCUGCAGCCCAAGUCUGCUGAGGAGGACCGGAGAAUGUUGAUAGGUAUGGGUGUUGGGGUAGGACUUCCAGCCCAAUCUCCAUACAUGUCUUUGAAUUUUCAUAAAGUCUGGGGCAAACACAAUCCUAUUAAAGCCACCCCUUUAGCCACACUGAGCCAUAUACCAGAUGGCCACAUUUACCAUGGUAAAGAAACAGCCUCUUACAGCUGUAACAGCCAGAGUCCCAGCUCAGGCUCAUCGCCUGAGAGCCAUAGAGAGAUGCCACAUUACAUUGGCACAUCUGUUAUUAUCACAAACGAGAGGUGACCCAGAACAGAAGCUCGGAAGAGCCAUGACUCUGAGUGCUUCAAAGACUCCAGCCAGACUCAUUUCGCUUGGAUACAUCCAUUUUGCACUUCUGCAGGAUAGCGUGAUACCCAAUAGAACUUUACAGAUGAGUUGUCCUUCAUAUAAAAAAUCAGCCUGAACAUAUUUAGAAAAUGUAUGCAAUACAGCUUUUGCCAUAAUUUUGUUAACUUUUUCUUUUAUCAUUAAAAUUAUUCAACCCAAACCCAAAUUCAGGGCCUAAACAUUAUAGGUGAUUUGAACCUUUUUUGUUUGUUUGUUUGUUUGUUUGUUUGUUUGUUUGUUUGUUUGUUUGUGUGUUUGUUUUUUAAUUUUCACACAUGGAAAUACCUUGUUCAGCUUGGUGGUGACAGUCAGAAGUGUUUAUGUUGAAAAUAUGUGUGUGGAUUUUGGAUAGAAAACACCAGGCUUCAUUUGAAAAACACAAACAGUCUGUCAUGGGGUGUGAGUAUCAGCAAUAUUGUAAGAUGAGAAUCAGUUUUGAGUGAAAAAGAAUGUUUCAUAGUGAUGUCAGGCAUACACUAGUCAACUGAAAAAUCUCUCGAAACCUUUUAAAUACUUUUUGAAAUGAUAUGGUUGUGCAGUGUAGUAUAACUGUGUUUAUGAUAAGGUGCAGCCCCACAGCAUGAGCAGCAGGCCUCUAGUACGACAGCUCUUGAGUUUUAUUUAUCAGGCAAAAAUAAUUAAUGUGGGCAGAUUUUUUUUUUUCUUUAAAUGUACUAUUUAUUCAAAAUGAUAUAUGUAUUGCAUCACUUACCAGGCAUUAACACACACAACAUAUGGUGCAACAAAGUGGGCCAAGACAUUCUCACCCCAAGUAGUCACAUAUUGCUGCUUUGUCAGUGGCCUUUCACAUCUACAUAUUAUGUGCUAGGUAUCCUCCUCUGUCUCUGCUCAGCACAUGGUUAGGUUUAUAAUUUAAAAAAAUGCUUUGGUUUGGUUUGAUUUUUUUUACAUUUUCAAUAUUGGGGGUAUUGGCCAAGUUCAGCAUUAUAGGCACUGUUUGCUAUCUUUCACUGGACAUGCAGGAUGUUCUUACAGAACUCUGUAUGGAAAUAUUUUAAUACUGCUUUGUCCCCUUGAUCAAAUUGGUGAUUACAUUUUUGACUGAACCAAAGGACAGAAUCAUGGCUGUGGUUUUAAAAUGAAUCUACAUUCAUACGGUUUGUUGGAGCCAUCCACCCCCCCCUCCUGCCUGCUCUGUAACGACUCUCUAGCUGUUUAUAUGAAGUCCUCACCAGCAGCGUUUCAAAGUGACGCUGUCCAGCAGCGGAUCAUAUUGCCACGAAAGGUGCCAUCUAGUCAACCAGUGGCACAUCAUAACACCACCAAAGGUUACAUCUGGCUGCGUUACAAAUUGAUGCUGCCUGGCAGCAUAUUGUACCGCUUUGAAAGGUGGCUUUUGCCGUUGCUGUCUGAUGCCGAUUUUACUGACAGAGCAGCAGUUUUUGACGACUUUGGAAUGAGAACAGACUUAGAAUUGGUUAUCAUGGAAACAUGUUUGUCUACUAUAAA
This is a messenger RNA of Epinephelus moara (kelp grouper), 4319 nucleotides long. It is a transcript of the gene sim2, whose product is annotated as SIM bHLH transcription factor 2. Gene Ontology annotation, molecular function: protein dimerization activity; DNA-binding transcription factor activity, RNA polymerase II-specific; RNA polymerase II transcription regulatory region sequence-specific DNA binding. The record is from RefSeq and is a predicted model, not a curated record. The transcript is spliced from 11 exons. Lineage: Eukaryota; Metazoa; Chordata; Actinopteri; Perciformes; Serranidae. The coding region runs from base 447 to 2765 and encodes 772 amino acids. Gene Ontology annotation, biological process: regulation of transcription by RNA polymerase II.